Scomber scombrus (Atlantic mackerel) is the source of this 1825-nucleotide messenger RNA. RefSeq names its product adhesion G-protein coupled receptor G1-like. Gene Ontology annotation, cellular component: membrane. Gene Ontology annotation, biological process: adenylate cyclase-activating G protein-coupled receptor signaling pathway; cell surface receptor signaling pathway. Bases 95 to 1411 code for a protein of 438 amino acids. NCBI's taxonomy places the organism in Eukaryota, Metazoa, Chordata, Actinopteri, Scombriformes, Scombridae. The transcript has 12 exons. Gene Ontology annotation, molecular function: G protein-coupled receptor activity. The record is from RefSeq and is a predicted model, not a curated record.
AUCCGACAGCACUAUCCGAACUGUGGAGAAGCUAGAAGAUUGUCUAGAGGAAGCACUGUUGACUGAGACCAAAUCCAUAUGUGUCGGUCGCUUUAUGGCCGUCCUGUACAAACCCCAAGGCCCCUUCAAAGGCCUCGAGUUUUAUGCCAGUGAGACUGAGGUCAUGUCAGAGAAAGCUGUCGCCAACAGCACACUGAGUGUUCAGCUGCCCAGUGAGUUGGACGUCGGACCAAACAACCCGAUUGUGUUCUGUGUGCUUACCUGGCCUGAAAAACAGGGGCACAUAUGGGGAUCCCCAGGUGUGGUGCAUGGGAGCAAACUGGUUGGCCUGAGUGUGGGGACAAAGAACAUUUCAGGACUACAGGAGCGUGUCAACAUCACCAUGAAUCUUACCAUGGGCGUAAAUGAGACCGAAGAACCCAGUUGUGUGUUCUUUAAUUUUACAGAAGAGAAAUACAGCAGUAACGGUUGCCUAACGUUGUGGAAACGAGGUCAGAGUCAUGUCACCUGCUCCUGUGACCACCUCACGUACUUUGGCGUACUCUUGGUUUCAGCUUCCCUCUCACCUACAGACCAGAAGGUCCUCACAUACAUCAGUCUGAUUGGCUGCAGCAUUUCUCUCUUCGCCCUCGUCAUCACUUUUCUGCUCUUCAUCUCAAAAAGAAAAAUCCGUGGAGAUGUGUCUAUGAAGGUCCACAUCAACCUCGCCAUUGCCCUGAUCCUCCUUAACUUGCACUUCCUCCCUAGUGGAUUAGUCGCAGCAACGUCCUCCCGCGGGGUUUGCCUCUACAUGGCGCUUUUGCUUCACUACUCCCUGCUGGCCACCUUCAGCUGGAUGGCUGUGGAGGGCUUCCACCUCUACCUUCUCAUAGUCAGGGUCUUUAACAUCUAUGUACGGAAAUAUCUGCUCAAACUCAGCUUGGUGGGAUGGGGUGUUCCUGCAGUCAUCGUGUCCCUGGUGGUCAUCAUAGACAUAGACGCUUAUGGCCGUGUUCUUCUCGACUCAUCUGAACCCAACAGCACUGCAGUAUGCUAUAUAGGCAAUGACAUUGUGAAGAUGGUAACUACAGUAGGGAUGUUCGGCUUGGUGUUUAUCUUUAACCUGAUCAUGUUUGGGGUGGCAGUCAGACGUGUUGUCAGCCCCCACCAUAUCAAAGAGUUUGGGCAGACAGACCGUGACAGAGCCAAGCGAGACAUCAUCACCCUACUGGGAGUCUCCACUUUACUUGGCAUCACCUGGGGCUUGAUCUUCUUCUCAUUCGGCCACCUGACUACUCCUAGCCUCUAUCUCUUCUGCAUCAUUAAUUCACUGCAAGGUUUCUUCAUCUUCCUGUGGUUCGUCAUGUCUUUGAGAAAGAUUGGAAAGCCAUCUACUACUACGAGCAUUGAAACACGUAGCUCCAACGGCUAAGCAUACUGACAACACACUCAAAUAUUUGGUGUCCGCAUGUGUGUGUUUGUCAGAGGGAUUCAUACUGUGAUUAUGUUACUUGUAAUUAUGUACUAUAAUUAGUUUGCCCAUAUUAUUCAUACUUACGAGUUUAAUGUACACCAUAUAGCCAACGUUCUAACCAGUCAUGUAGUGUUAUAUGUCUUAUAUUAAAAUGUAGGUUUCCUCAUCUAGAGAUAAGGUUGAGUGUUAUCCAAACAUGCAGUGUGUGGGGAUUGCAAGAUAGUGAUAAAACUUGUCAAAACAGGUGUAUUUCUUUGCAGAUUUAUAAAAAGAGUGUUCACAAGUAGGAAACUUUAAAAUGUAUAUUUUUAUGAAAAACAUUUUUUUAAUUUUUUUCCCUAAGCGGAUCUAUUUUGUAAUAUCUCAAAUCUA